GGUUUACACGCUCUGCUUUUGCAGCUGCUUUUAGGUCUGCAUUUUACUCUGCAAAGCAGACAUAGAGUUUACACAUUCUGCUUACCAUGCCUGCUUUCACUAUAUUAGCAUAUCAUUUCCCGCCAUUAGUCACAUAAACACGUGUAAACACAAUGGAAGAUUUUGAUAUUUUGCCUCCUCUUUUAAUAAUCAUUAUGGCUGCUGCAUAUCGGCAGCAUUUAAGAAAUAGAAGGAAAAGAAGGACAUGCUGGACUAGACCAUGGAUUCUGCGCAGACAAGAGCAUGGGGCACACCAUGCACUUAUGCGAGAAUUAUCUCAAGAAGAUCCUGAGAGUUACAGAAAUUUUGUGAGAAUGACACAGGAGGAUUUUACAGAGCUACUGGAUGAGGUGUCACCUUUAAUUGUUAAAAAGGACACCAUUAUGAGAAAAUCAAUUUCUCCUGCAGAACGACUUUCUUUAACUCUAAGAUAUCUUGCAACAGGGGAAAGUUACAAGUCCAUAUCAUACUUGUAUCGUAUUCCAGUGCCAACAUUGUCUAGUAUAAUCCCUGAGACGUGUGCUGCUAUAUACAAUAGCCUAAAAGAUGAUUAUAUGAAGGUAUGGUUAAAAUUUAAUAUGAAUGUAUGAUAUUCAUAGUUCAAGAUACUGUUGACCCA
Messenger RNA from Saccostrea cuccullata (small rock oyster), 658 nucleotides. RefSeq lists its product as uncharacterized. The coding region runs from base 153 to 629 and encodes 158 amino acids. Lineage: Eukaryota; Metazoa; Mollusca; Bivalvia; Ostreida; Ostreidae. The record is from RefSeq and is a predicted model, not a curated record. The transcript has 2 exons.